GCUCGUUGGAAGCCCAUCCAGCCCUAUCCCACUUCCACCGCUCGUCCAGCCUCUAGCCACGCUUCCUCUCCCCACGCCGUGGCCAUGGCCGUGGCCGCCGCCUGGCUCCCCCCUACCGCCGCCCGCCGGAGCAGCUUAUCCUCGCUGCGCUCUCCAUUCGUAGCGCCUAUCUCCAUCCACGUGCCACGGCGGGCGCCGCCUCCUUGUCCCAGUCCCAAUCCCAUCCCUCGAAGGUCGCGCCUCGUCGUCGCAUCCGCGCAGUUCGACUUCGCCAGAGCUGUUCAAACAGCAUGGAGGGUUGGUACUGAUGCUGUGGAGGCAGGGAGUAAUUUUGUCCCAGGUUCAGUUCCACGGCCAAUCGCUAGGAUAGGUGUUACUUUUGCUGCUGUGUCGGUUGCCCUUUUCCUUCUCAAAUCCGUUGUCUCCACUGCAUUAUUUGUGCUGGCUAUGAUGGGGCUUAUAUAUCUUGGCUUCCUGGCUAUGAACCCAAAGGAGGCCUCUGGCUCUAGGAUGGAUGAAACAGGUGGCAACCCAUCGGAAGAUCCUGUUGAAGAGGCCCGGCGCAUAAUGGAGAAAUACAAGUAAUGAACCUGAGCAAGGGUGUAUCCGCAGAGGUAUGAUUUGUCAGUAGAGUAUCAUCCUUGAGUGAGGUAUGGGUGGGUGGAUCAUAUUUUAGCACACUGCACUCAGUGAUUUGAUACAUGUAAAUAUAUAGUUGUACUGUUGGAAUCAGUUCUUGGGCAAUAGUGUUGAGAGUGGUUCAUCAACUGUGAACUCAUGAACUGCAGCAAAUCUACGAAUGCUAACAGCAAUUUCAUUAUUUGUAGUACUAA
Setaria italica (foxtail millet) is the source of this 833-nucleotide messenger RNA. RefSeq lists its product as uncharacterized. The record is from RefSeq and is a predicted model, not a curated record. Lineage: Eukaryota; Viridiplantae; Streptophyta; Magnoliopsida; Poales; Poaceae. Bases 85 to 585 code for a protein of 166 amino acids. The transcript has 4 exons.